AUGAAAAAGCGAUCCUAUAGCAUCUUUCUCUACCCAUUAACAGUAUGCGCCUUGAUCCUGGUAGUCUUCUGGCAACAGACCAACACGCCAGACCCACUGCACUUUAUUUCCCCGAAGAUUUCCCCUGCAGCAUAUCCAGCAAAUCCAGCAAAUCAAUCACACCAGACAAACACCAACCCUGAUGCUCUCCGUCCAAGCAUACAGCUCCAUCCAGAAGACCACAUCCACCGCGCCCCGACCACCCAACACCUAGAUUGGACCGUAACAGCAGAGGGCAUCCGUCCAGAUGGGGUACUUAAGCGCGUCUAUCUAAUUAAUGGUGCAUUUCUCCUCUUCCUGUACCUCACACCUCCAACGCUAACAACAACAGGCCUCUUCCCCGGCCCAACAAUCGAAGCCCUAUCCGGCGACAAUCUAAUCAUAAACGUCACCAAUGCACUCCAAGAUGUGCCAUUUACCAUCCACUGGCAUGGCCUCCACAUAGCUAACUCAAUGGACGGUGUAGCCGGCGUCACACAAUGCGCCAUCCCCCCAGGCUCAUCGUUCAUCUACAACGUCUCCAUCCCGUCUGACCAGAGCGGUACGUUCUGGUAUCACGCCCAUACAGGACUAGCCCGCGCAGACGGGCUCUACGGGGGUUUAGUCGUGCAUGCCCCGUCUGGGGCCGGCGUAGCAUCGGAAGGAAUUCACGAUGCAAGUGAUGGAGAUAUGCUCCUCCUCAUCGGAGACUGGUACCAUCAGCCUGCGGAGGAGGUCAUGGAGUGGUAUAUGCAGCCGGCGUCGUUUGGGAAUGAGCCCGUCCCAGACUCCCUCCUCAUCAACGGUGCAGGUAUCUUCAAUUGCUCAAUGGCAGUCCCUGCACGGCCUGUUGAUUGCGUUGAUCAUCAUUCUAUGAGUCUGCCGUAUCUGCAUCCUGGGGAUGAUACGUAUAGAGUACGGAUUGUCAAUACGGGAUCAUUAACAGGGCUCACCAUCACUUUCGACAAUAUGGACGUGACCCUCAUCGCAGUGGACAGUAUCGCUGUUGAUCCGCUAGAUGCUGCUCAUCCUAGCUCGCUGGGCGUUCUGUAUCCGGGCCAGAGGAUGGAUGUUCUUCUUAGACGAUCUACCAGCGCGAGCACAGAUGGAGUGUCUGCAUCUGCGUUGAGAAUUGACCUGGAUGAGGAGUAUCUCGCCAUCCGGCAUAACGCUCCCUACGGCUUCUUCAACGGCACGUCGUGGCUACCGCAGCGUGAGCCGCGGGUUCCAGUUGCUGCGUUGGAUAGGAAGUUGUGGGAUGAGAAUCAGUUUGGGGUUGGGGUUCCGUACUCUGGUUCUGGUGCUGGCGAUGACUCCCCCAGUGCGGAGGUAGAGCGGGAUGGAGACAGCGGAGAACAGUGGGUCGACCUAGUAGUCAACAACCUCGACGACGGGGGUCAUCCGUUCCAUUUGCACGGCCACCACUUCUACAUCCUCAGCACCCACGAAUCCCGCACAGGCUGGGGCUCUUUCAACCCUUUCACCCCCUCAGAUUCCACCUCCCCCUCCACCCCGAAACAACAAUAUGAUCUAUCAAAAGCCAUGCUCCGCGACACAGUCUACAUCCCGCGGCGCGGGCACGCCGUGCUGCGCUUCAAGGCGAAUAACCCCGGCGUGUGGAUGUUCCAUUGUCAUAUAUUGUGGCAUUUGGGGAGUGGGAUGGGGAUGUUGGUUGAUGUUGGUUAUGAUCGAAGGAAUAAUACUUUGGGAGAUAAUGGUGGGGUUUCAGGGGAGGUUUGUGUGGUGUGA
Aspergillus campestris IBT 28561 is the source of this 1767-nucleotide messenger RNA. RefSeq lists its product as uncharacterized. NCBI's taxonomy places the organism in Eukaryota, Fungi, Ascomycota, Eurotiomycetes, Eurotiales, Aspergillaceae. The coding region runs from base 1 to 1767 and encodes 588 amino acids. The transcript is spliced from 6 exons. The record is from RefSeq and is a predicted model, not a curated record. Gene Ontology annotation, molecular function: oxidoreductase activity; copper ion binding.